Messenger RNA from Aphis gossypii (cotton aphid), 405 nucleotides. RefSeq lists its product as uncharacterized. Gene Ontology annotation, molecular function: DNA binding. NCBI's taxonomy places the organism in Eukaryota, Metazoa, Arthropoda, Insecta, Hemiptera, Aphididae. The record is from RefSeq and is a predicted model, not a curated record. Bases 1 to 405 code for a protein of 134 amino acids. Gene Ontology annotation, cellular component: nucleus. The transcript has a single exon.
AUGUUAAUAUUUCCCCGUGUAAGAUCAAAACCAGAAUUAAUUGAUGGAGCUCCUCCUGGUUCAUGGGCAGAAGUCCACCCUAGUGGAUGGAUUCAGAGUGAUUUAUUUUUAAAAUGGUUUGAAAAGUUUAUUGUGUUUUCUAGAGCUUCUUAUACCAAUAGAGUAUUACUUUUGCUUGAUGGCCAUGCUACCCACACAAAAAACAUUGAACUUAUUGAUAAAGCACGUGAAGCUGGUGUUAUUUUACUUUGCUUCCCUCCACACUGCACCCAUAAGCUUCAACCCUUAGACGUUGCUUUUAUGAAACCUCUUAGAAUUUACUAUUGUGAUGAAGUGAAGAAAUGGUUAAGAGAGCAUACUAGUGAGCACAGAGUAGUAACGCAUUAUCAAAUCACUUCUAGGUAA